Quercus lobata is the source of this 1821-nucleotide messenger RNA. It is a transcript of the gene RHL1, whose product is annotated as root hair initiation protein root hairless 1 (RHL1). The record is from RefSeq and is a predicted model, not a curated record. Gene Ontology annotation, biological process: DNA endoreduplication. Bases 168 to 1454 code for a protein of 428 amino acids. The transcript has 12 exons. Gene Ontology annotation, molecular function: DNA binding. Lineage: Eukaryota; Viridiplantae; Streptophyta; Magnoliopsida; Fagales; Fagaceae.
CUAAAAUAUUAUAAAAAUGAAGCUAAAUGCAAAAAAAAAAAAAAAAAAAAAUCCACAUCUUAGAAUAUUUCCACAUUUGGUCAAGUGUUAACUGACUCUAGAUUUGGAGAUUGAGUUAAUCAUCAGGUUAAGAUUCCGUUGCAAAAAGAAAGAAAUCAUCGAAUCGAAUGGCGAAGGAAGAAGGUGAAAAUGGUUUUUCAGAGCGGAAGAGGCUGAAGAGAGUGGCAUUGGCGAAGGACAUCAUAGUGUCAGAUAGUCGAGCGAAAGCGGAAGCGGCGUUGACGCCUUCGAAUGUCGUAAUGAAACACCAUGGCAAGGACAUUCUCAAGAAGUCUCAGCGGAAGAACAGAUUCCUCUUCUCCUUCCCAGGACUACUCGCCCCUCUUCCUGCUCAAGGAGGCAAGAUCGGUGAGCUCAAGGAUUUGGCCACCAAAAACCCCAUUCUCUACCUCCAUUUCCCCAAGGGCCGAUUGAAAUUGUUUGGGACUAUUUUAUAUCCCAACAACAGAUAUCUGACGUUACAAUUCCCUAGAGGUGGCAAGAGUGUCACCUGUGACGACUACUUCGAUAAUAUGAUUGUAUUUUCUGAAGCAUGGUGGAUUGGGACAGAAGAUGAGAACCCCGAAGAAGCUUGCCUCGAUUUUCCUAAUGAUUUUAAUGAGGGACAACUCGUUGAAUGUGACUUCAAAGGUGGAGCAGGUUCCACAUCUUUGAUUAAUAAGCCUGCCGGAAUGACAUAUGUAGAACCACAGUCUCCUAUAUCUGAAGAGCUUGAAGUUGAUUUAUCUGACUCUGAAAAAAAUUUAAAGGAUUUGAUCAAAGCAACACCAGUUCGACAUUCACAGAGAACCGCUGGGAAAUCAUUCAAUUUUGCAGAUGCUUCUUCUGGGGAUGAAUCUGUCAAGAGUGAUGCUGAUGUAUCAGAAGGGGAAGGAAAAAAAGUUGAGGAAGUUGAUUCUUCAAUCACAAAAUAUACUAGUGGAAAGACUGAAAAUCUCUGCUCUGUAAACCUUGACAUUGACAAUAAGGAUGCUGUAGAAAGGGGUCAAUUUCCUGAACAGAAUAAUGCCAUGUCAGUGUCUAAGUCGAAGAGACUGUCUCGUAAUGCCACUACAGCAACUACAUCUAAGGAAGGGUCUGGCAGUAAUCAUGGUUCACUUGUUCAGGCUACUAUAUCCACACUGUUUAAGAAAGUAGAGGAGAAAGCACCAAGAAAUCCAAGGAAAUCUCCAUCUCCAAAAGUUUCCGGCCAGAAGUUGCAGCAUCCUAAUUCAAAAAGGAAGAAUAAUGAGGAUGAAGGACCUAGGAAAAAGGAAAAAGUUAUCAAGGAAAAAGAUAUUGGAGGAAGUAUCACGGGAAAGAGAAAGGAAGUUGAGAUUAAAGAUGAUGAAAUUGAACAAUUCUCAAGCUCUUCACAGGAUGCUGAGGGAAGUGAUGAAGAUUGGACCGCCUAAGAUUCUAAUGUCAUUGUUAGGAAACACCAAUAUAGUUUUCAACCAAAUGAUGUAUAUUAAUUCCCAGUGGAAUCAUAGUGCUCUAGGAGCUCACAGGCUUGUAAGUGAUCUUUGAAACCUGGUUAUACUGCCACAGCCUUAACCCUUUGUUUUGGGGGAGUUAAAGUUGAUUUUUGUUACUGAAAUAUAACAAAGAAACAAAAAUUUCCUUCAUGAGUUGGCGUCUGGUGUGGAGGAAAAGUUGCUGUCUGAUUCCUCUUUAUAGGUAAAUUGCUCAGGUCGUGAAUUACAACUGUUCUAUUUUGAAUGCUGAAUUAUCUCUCCCAACUUCUCCAUGCACUAGAAUUAUGUAUGCGCCCUUUCUUUU